AUGGUAACCUUAAUUUAUUCCAAAGUUGUUGAUGAACCAGAAUUGAGCGAUCUAUAUGCAAAUUUAUGCAAACAAUUUCAAAAAAAACAGGUCACGGUUCCGGGUGAUGAUGGCAAAUUAGUAACAUAUUAUUUUCGUCAAAUAUUAUUAACACGUUGCCAAAAAGAAUUCGAAAGCGAUUAUAGAGAAGAAAUUGAAUAUGAAAAGCGUAAAGCUGAAGUUG
Molecule: messenger RNA, 223 nt
Organism: Rotaria socialis
Lineage: Eukaryota; Metazoa; Rotifera; Eurotatoria; Philodinida; Philodinidae
Source: the annotation of a GenBank genome assembly